This is a messenger RNA of Vigna umbellata (rice bean), 767 nucleotides long. Lineage: Eukaryota; Viridiplantae; Streptophyta; Magnoliopsida; Fabales; Fabaceae. The record is from RefSeq and is a predicted model, not a curated record.
UGUCGUUAGGAGAAAAUGGGAUGAAGAUGAUUUUGCAAAGAGAAUUGGAGAGAAAGCUCUUAGACAGCUCAAAAGCUCUUACUCUCUGUUUUGGUUUGGAUGUAUUUCGAUGUAAAAUUCUAGAACAUGUUCCGAAUAUAGAAAAACUUGAGGUGCGUUAUUGUUCCUUCAAGAAGAUGUUCUGUUGUGAAAGUCCUACUAAUGUGCUACAGCAGCUGAAAGUAUUACGGUUGGAGUCCCUUAAAGAGCUGGUUUCCAUUGGGUUAGAGAACUCUUGGACUGAAUCCUUUGUCGGAAACAUAGAAACCUUUGAAGUCAUUAAUUGUAGGAGUUUAAAAAACUUGGUAGCAUGCACAGUGUCUUUCUCCAAUCUGACGUGUUUGAAAGUAAAGGGUUGUUAUAGAUUAUCGUAUUUGUUGACAUCCUCAACAGCGAAGCGUUUGGAUAAACUCAAAAGAAUGGAGAUAACCGGUUGUGAUUCAAUUGAAGAGAUAGUGUGUAAGGAAGAUGGAGAGGAAUCAGAUGAUGAGGAUGAGAUAAUAUUUCCGCAGCUCACUUGUUUGAAUCUUCAUAGCUUAAGGAAGCUCAAAAGGUUCUACAAAGGGAGUUUAGGUUUCCCAUCCUUGGAGGAACUGUCAGUAGAAGAUUGCGAUGAGAUGAUAACUUUAUGUGUGGGUACUAUAGUGGGAGGCAAGAUGUGUCAAGUUAAAGUUGGUGAGUUCUCAGAUGCUAUUCAAUUAGAAACCGAGCUCAACUCUACUAUGAGG